AUGCGCCUCCGCGCCGCCGCCGCCGCCCUCUGCCUCUGCCUGCUGGGCGCCUGCCGCCUUCGCCGCGGGCUGGAGGCCGCCGCCGUGCGCGGCCCGUCGGCGGCCGCUCCCCAGCGACCCUCGGCAGCCGCGCCUUCCUCCGCCUCCUCCUCCUCCGCCGCCGCCGCCUCCCCCUUCUCCUCCCCGCCGCGGAGGGACGGGGCUCUCCGCAACGGCACGGUGGUGCCGCAUCAUUACAUGGUGGCCCUGUACCAGCGCCUGGCCGCCCGCCGCGCUCCCGGCCGCCGCGCCGACACCGUGACGGGCUUCGCGGAGCGGGCGCGCAGCGAUGCCUCCCCGUCGGCCUCGGAGCAGCGGUACCUCUUUGACAUCUCCAGCCUGCCUGAGGCAGAGGAGGUGACGGGCGCGGAGCUGCGGAUCCUGCGCUCGGUGCCCGAGAACCGGAGCCUGGCGCUGUCCCCCGAGGGCUCCUUCCACCGCCUCCUGCUCGCCGCCUGCCCCGCCCGGGACGGCGAGGAGCCCCGGCUGCUGGACUCCCGCGCCGCCGACCUUCUGGACGCGGGCUCCUCCCGAUGGGAGGUGUUUGAUGUGCGGGAGGCCUUGCGGGCCCGGAGGGAGAGCUCGGCCUCGGGGCAGCUGCUGUGCUUCCAGCUGCGGGUGGUGUCGGACGGCUCGGGGCAGGCGCUGCCCCCGCGGCAGCUGGGCUUCGGCAAGCCCCGGCCGCAGCCCCACGAGCGGGCCCUGCUCGUGGCCUUCUCCCGCACGCAGAGGAAGGAGAACCUCUUCAAGGAGAUCCGGGAUAAGAUCAAGGCCCUGGGCAGCCCCCCCUUCCUGGAGCCCCCCGAUCCCGGGCAGGAGGCGUUCCUGAGGCGCAGGAAGAGGAGGACCACCAUUGCGGCCCGCUCCGGGGGCAGAGGCCACGGCAAGAAGGCCAAGACGCGCUGCAGCAGGAAGCCCCUGCACGUGAACUUCAAGGAGCUGGGCUGGGAUGACUGGAUCAUCGCCCCCCUGGAUUACGAGGCCUACCACUGCGAGGGGGUCUGCGACUUCCCGCUGCGCUCCCACCUGGAGCCCACCAACCACGCCAUCAUCCAGACCCUGAUGAACUCCAUGGACCCCGAGUCCACGCCCCCGAGCUGCUGCGUGCCCUCCAAGCUCAGCCCCAUCAGCAUCCUCUACAUUGACUCUGGGAACAACGUGGUUUACAAACAGUACGAGGACAUGGUCGUGGAGACGUGUGGCUGCAGGUAGCAAUUUCUGCAGCUCUCCCUAUCCCUCCUGGCCUUGCUCAGCAGCCCUGCUCAUUUUAUAUAUAUAUAUAAAUAUAAAUAUAUAUAUAUAUAAAAUAUAUAUAUAUAGAUAUAUACACACAUACACAUUUUGGUGUGUGCCUUCCCAAAAGCCAAGCUCAGAGCAUGUGUCCCCUGUCUUCCUUGGGCCACCCUGGCCAUGACCCCAGGAGGGAUGGGGGUGUCCCUCUGAGACUGAGGCUGCCACCAUCUCUGUGCCUUGGGAGUGUCUCCCCAGCCUCUGAGCUCUGCCUGAUACACUUGGUUUGCCUGAGUGGAGCUGACAACUUCUUUCCCAAAGGUUUUGGAAAAUGUCUAGCCAAAAUUGUCUUGGCCAGAAUGAUGACCUGGGGUGGGGGGGGGUUGGAGUAGUGUCUGCAGCAGAGGGAUCAGGCCAGCAUCACCCUCUGGCUGUGGCAGUGGGAUGGAGGUGAGGUAGGAAUGCUCUUUUCUUGAGUCAAAUGAGUUUUUCUGGCAGUCUUCAAAUUGCUGCCCUGAGUUUCCUGGUGGAAAAAUAAGGAAUCCCUGGGGGAAGGCAGGAGGUGGAGAACCUGUGGCUGUCGUGGGCUGUAAUCACUUGGUGCAGGCCUUUUUGCAGUGGGGAGAGGCUUGUGAGUCUGCUGGCAGAGACAGGAAAGAGGGAGAACCAGAGGCUAAAAGAGUCAGGUGCGAAGCAGAGCUUGUGCUCUUACAAAGAUAGGAGUGGCCCUGGGAGGCGUUAGCUGGGGCUGCCUCCACUCCACAUGGUCGGAAGUGCUGGCUUUGCUGUCUGUGUCUUGCAGGAGGUACUGGUGGGUGAGUCCCCUCCCUUUCCUGCACAAAACUGUGUUUCCAAGGCAUACUGGGAGCCCAGCAUCAGGCCUGCAAGUCACACAGCAAUCCUGAGCCUGUCUGGAGAGAAACAAAGGUUCCAGGUUCCCUAGGGAAGAGCCAUUUCACUCGCGUUCUUCUCUUUCCAAAUAAUCGCUAUAAAAGCUCCACCCUGUCUUCCUUUGGCAUCGAUUUCCCAGGGAGCUGUGUCCCUCCCUGGAGUGCUGGCUGCUCCCUGCUCCAUUAAGGGAGCUGGAUCCUCCAGGAACAGACCUUUCCCAUGCAGAGGGCUGAGUGCUACCCUCAGGGACUGCUAUGCUAAGUGGGCUGCUUUGACAUGUGCUGGAAGGGUUUCAGUAACUCAGGAGCUGAGUUAAUAAAUGACAUUUAAACCAGAGAAGCUCUUCAUCCAUGCCAGGGUAUGCUUUGGAUGCUGGGAGGCUUUUCUGCUGCACCUCAGUGGGUUUUGGUACCAAACCUUGGCUUUGCUGGGUGGCUUGCCUUAGACCAGAGAUGUAUUUGCACAGAUUUUGUGUUUGAUGGUUUGUUUUUCUCUUGUGGCCAGGGUGUUGGUGUGUAAGCAUCAGUGCUUAUUAGUGAUUGUAGUUUGCUUUUGGAGGAGGUAAAUCCCUGCUGGAAGCAUGGGGGUUUUCCUACAUAAAUCCAGUUGUCCUCCAUGGCAGGGGUGUUCUGCUGGGAGGGCUGAGCCUGGCCAGGGCAGAGAGGGGGUCACCUCAGAGAACUCUGCUGAGAUCCAAUUGAUUUCAAAGAUCAGAAAAGCCUUGGUGAGGUUCAACAGCCCCUUCCCCCCAAGUGCAUCAGUAGGAGGUGAAUGUGUCCAUGGAAAACAGUGACAGAUCCACUGGGAUAACGCCCAGCCUCCCUCCAUCCCUGCCCACAGAGCCUGCUCUGCACCCUCAGGCUGGGGCUGGUGGCAGCUCAGGGGAGAAAGUGUGGCACCCAUAAGUCUCAUGACUUGACACCCGCAGAGCUCCUCUGGCCUUACAUCCGUGCAUCCAAGAGGAAAACCCAUGUCCCUACCUCAGCAUGCAUGUAAAUAUAUGCUAAUGAUGUGCCUGCCUCCAGGGCUCCAGGGGGAUGCUGAGAGAUGGAGAUGGGGGGAAGAGGAAAGAUCAGGUCCAUGCCAUGGGUUUUCUCCCUGUCAGCAUUUGGGGAGGUCCCUGAGUGGGUGAGGAGGGGUCAGCACGAGGGUUUGUGGAUUUCCUCCUCCCUUUGGCUUCAGCACAGCUGGCUGGGGAAGGAGGUUGGCACAGCAGUGCUCGAGCUGCCAGAUUCCACAUCAGUUAUAAAGUUACCAAGCUUUGGAAGUACCUAAUUUUUCAAUUGCCUUUGGUUGUUUGAUAGUUUUUCUCACUGCUGAGACAAUUUUUUAAAAAUGUUUUUGUUUCCUUUACCCCCUCCCCUUCCUCCAAAUAUUUGUGGUGAGGGUUCAUGGGCAGUUCACAUCCAAGCAAGAUAUAUGUAUAUAGUUCCUGGCAGCCCCUGCUGACUGGUGGCUCUUGUGAGCCUCCACCAAAAAGGUGUCCCGAGACCUGCUGCUGUGGCACUGUGUCCCAGGGGUGGUAAUGCCAGUGGCUCCCAGUUCUUGUGGGUAUUUUUCAUCCAGAGUUGCAGGGAACAAACAGAUGUCACCCACCUCAUGUCUGGAGGUGGCUGAUGGAGAGCAGGGUGACAGGUUGGGUCUUGCAACUCUUCACCCCAGCCCCAGUUCUGGGGCAGUGCCCACUGCUGGGGCUUUUGUCCUGAGCCCAGUGAUGGCUUUGCUGGUGCUGGGGACAAAAGCAGUGGCUCAGUUGCUGCAGUUCCAUGGCCUGGAGCUCAAGGAUAAAUGAGAGGGGAAGAUCUGGGGGGAGCACAGAUGUUGCUGCUGCUGGCAAUGAUGCUGUCCAUGGUUUCACCCAUUGGGAGCCCAGCCUGGCUCUCCUGGCUGAGGGCACCCCUGGACAGGAGUGUUUGGUGGGGGAGCAAAGCUCAUCCCCCCGAGAGGAGCCCAGAGGUGCUGGGCCUGUGCCAAGUGUGCCAAGUGCCUCCUGUUCCUUUCCUGGGCAAACAACCUCUGGAGGACAAGGGGAGGGCAAGGGAUGGAGUUGGCUCCUCUUUCUGCUUCUCUAAGGAGCCAGGGGAGGCAGCUCCCUGCCUGGGACUGCUCCAGGGGGAUGGGAAUGA
Molecule: messenger RNA, 4286 nt
Organism: Melospiza melodia melodia
Lineage: Eukaryota; Metazoa; Chordata; Aves; Passeriformes; Passerellidae
Gene: GDF7
Product: growth differentiation factor 7
Exons: 2
Coding region: 1-1251 (416 amino acids)
Biological process (GO): BMP signaling pathway
Cellular component (GO): extracellular region
Molecular function (GO): cytokine activity; growth factor activity
Source: RefSeq, a predicted model, not a curated record